ACAUUCACAUGCAUUGUCCUGCGAAAGCGGCUGCUCAGAAUUUCUGCGGCCUGUCAGCAGUGUUGACAAUUUGCUCUGCAGUUUCUAGGCAACUGAAGCAUAAAGGCAUUCAUGGCAGUCACUUAAGAGACACUGGUAAUUGAUGCAUUUUGAGUUAAUCCCAAAAGUAAUGCGCGUUGAUUACUUGCCAGACUGCAGACAAUUUCGCUGGUUUACAGGGAGCGGCAGUACAAACAGAGACGCUACUUUCAAGACUGUUGAAAGAUGUAGAUGGAGUCCUGACUAUGAUCCAGAUGUCUCAAGUUUGAGUAGCAGAGAGGCCAACUGGGGAGGAAGGAGAGUUAACCAUCGGCUCACCCAUUCCUAAAGAGAAGGUGUAGUGUUUUUCCAACAAUGGACUCGUUACUAUCCAUGAGUAAAACGUCAUCAGAUUUUGUUACCAUUUUGCGAAAGAACUCCGCUUCAGCCAUGCUUUCAUCAGGAACUGGCAAACAAAUGGACAUUCAGCAAGCCAUUGCAAACAGGUUUAAGGAAGAUUUUGCUGCAAGUGUUAUCCAAAGGUCUUGGCAGUCUUACCGAGACAAAAGGCUUUUCUGCCUCUUAAAGCAUACUGUCCGUGCAGCAGAGCACUGCCUGACUUAUGAAAUCCUACGCAAGAUUAGCCCUUUGGAGGCAGAGCUCAUUAAGGACCCCAGUAUGCAGUGCAGGGUCAGGUUCAGGUUUUUAGGGCAUGAGUUUCCUCCUGUAAUCGUGUUUAAGAUCUACCAGCACAAUGAGGGACAUGGAAGCAAAUACAUAAGUGGGAAAAGAAUUAUCAGCCCUGCAAGUGAGGCAGCAUCUGAUGCAUGUAAAUUGAUGGGCCACAGAAGGUUUUAUGAUCAACUGAUACUAGACGAACUUCACCGUCAACAAAUCAAAAUAGCUGAUGAAUAUGAUAUUGCUACCAUGAAAGACUAUAAGCAAUAUGCUAGCAGUCUAGAUGAGACUCCAGCCUAUCUUGGUGGCAAAGAUAACUUCUGGAGAAAAUUAUCUUUGGAAAGCCUGCCCAAAACAACAAUGAUAUAUGAUAUUGCAGAUUAUGCUCACUCAAGGAUGCUGUCAGAACGACUGAAAGAAAACCUACCAUUACUCUUGGUGAAACCAAAGACUGAAGAAAUACGUCUGAAGCAGCUUAAAGCACUUACUGAGAGAAGAAUCACACUGCCACCUUCCCCAUCUACCACUGCUUUAGCCAGAUUAUCUCACAGAUCAGCUACAUCAGGGAAAUCAGCACGACGCUCUCAGCAGGCUCUGCAGAAGGUGGCCAAAAUGAGAAGAAUAUUUGGCUUACAAAAAGAGGAACAGAAUGAAACGGAUACUUACAGAUCUUCACAUAAUGAGCACCAUCGCCUAACCUGUUCUGUUGCUAGCCAGGAGAAGCAAGAUGCCAAUGAUCUUUCUGAGGAGGAAUGGGAGCAGGAAGCUAAUAAGUUGUAUGCUUGGACGCAGGAACUGCCUAUUGAAGAAACUAAGACAUAUUCACCAGUAAAUGAAGUUUCCCGACCUGUCCAUAUUGACUGUGAAAAAUAUAAGCUACCAUUACACUAACUGCUGAAAUCUAUUUUUAAUAUAUCAUAAUGCUGAUGAUUUUCAUUUGCAUAAUAUCUUACAUUUGAUGCAUAACUACGGAAUACCAUAGGAAUGUGGACAACAGGAGAAACAGAUGAUAGACCAUUCUUUCUAUCCCUGGAAUUUGUAGUCCCACCCUGAUGUUGGCUGUCAGCAAAAUAUAGCACAGGACAUGCCAUCAGGUAUCUGUUAAUAUUUCCCUUUUAGCCAGCAGUCAUAUUGAAUAGUCUUCAGUCUUUGUUAAACAACUGCACAUAAUUUAAUAUUUAAUUACUUUCAGAAUGUUGACUGUCCAUUUCAUACUUUAAUCUUUUUUAAGUAUAUGGAGUAGGUUAAAUUGUUGAUUUGUCACUGUUGGUAUAGUAAUCAAGAUGCAGCUUUGCUAUUUAACUGUAGAUAAGUUCAAAUGAUUUUAUUUCAUUCUCAGGACCCACCCUACCACAUCCUCUUAUCUUUUUUAUGAUGGUUUUAUUACAAUCACAUGUCUGAGGAUAGCUUAUAUUAUUCAUUUAACAUACUGUUCCUCAUUAUCUGUAUCAUAUGAAAUGUUGGUGACUGACAGCUAAGAACUUUUUGGUGGGACACUUGUCCUUGCUUCUCCCUUCUCUGAACGGGAGGGUUGUGCUUCUAUCCCAUCAGUUACUUUGAUACAACUCUUAUCUAGUUCACAGAGGCAUCAGAAUGUUUUAUUUGUCCCAAUACAUCUUUUAAGUUUAUCCUAAGAUUUUAUGCAGAUUGUAACAGUACAUAUUUGAUUUACUUAGCUACCUGUGUUUCAUGUUCUAGCUACUAAGUGGGUAAAACCAUGCAGAAGCUGAAAGAACGUAUCAGCAAACAUUUAUAUGAGAUACGUAGACAAAAUGAUUGUAAUGCCUUAGCGAAACACAUAAUGAUGCAUCCUGGUCACCAGUUCAAUUUUAAAGUGUUGCAAUUGGUACAUAUUAAUUGUAGAGGGGGAGAUAUGAAUACUAUUUUAGAACAAAUAGAAUUGAGAUGGGUUUUAAGAUUACAAGCACAUAAACAGCCGGGAAUCAAUAAUUAUGUCAGUUUGAAACCUGUUCUGAAAGCACAGACGUUAAAAUAACAGCAUAUGUAUAUACCUCUUUAAGAGGUUAAUUACUUUUUAUUGUUUUAUUAUUUGAUUGACUCUAUGUGCAUAUAAAUGUAAACUCAGAACAGAUGCCUGUAUAAAGACCUGAGAAAGCAUUUGCGAAAGCACUCGUCUUUUAUUUUGUUUUUAUGGUGUCUUUCAUUAAAAUUUUUCCUGCA
Messenger RNA from Protopterus annectens (West African lungfish), 2877 nucleotides. It is a transcript of the gene C5.PART0HXorf58, whose product is annotated as chromosome chr5.part0 CXorf58 homolog. The record is from RefSeq and is a predicted model, not a curated record. The transcript is spliced from 10 exons. NCBI's taxonomy places the organism in Eukaryota, Metazoa, Chordata, Ceratodontiformes, Protopteridae. The coding region runs from base 394 to 1587 and encodes 397 amino acids.